GACAGAAGCAGUCUGGGACGGAGACGUCCAGAUUAUCCAGGACGAGGAAGUGCGUCGGUGUGUGUUUCGAUUCUUCAGCUCCAGCCAGCACGUUCAGACACCGGCCACAGACCGAGGAAUGAGGCCGACACCAUGCUGCUGAUCCUGCUCUGCCUCCACGCCGUCUCCUGGGUCGCGUCUCAGGCGCCGCCGCCUCCACAGAACGUCCAGGUGGAGAAGGGUCAGCUGACGUGGACUCCAGGGGAGCCGGACGUUACCUACACUGUGAAUUACCGCAGAUUUAACUCUGAUAAAUGGGAAGCUCUUCCAGCCUGCAUCCAGACGCCUUUCCAUUCCUGCAACAUAUCAGCGAUUGGGCCGCGCGACACUAACGACUCGCCCGAGAACAGCUGCGUGACGCUGCGUGUGCGGGCCGAGAGACGGGGGCUGAGAUCUGAGGGUGUUAACGCCGGCAGCAGAUACGGUGACGUCUGCACGCCUCCGUUAAGCAUUUUGACCCGGCCUGGAUCACUCACCGUAUUCCUUAACGAUGACCACGAGCUGGCGAAGGAACACGCCAACAAUGCCAAGCACAGGAUUUACUUUGGCAGAGAGGGAGAGAGUCCUCUGCAGAAGUAUGAAGACACCAUAGACUCCAGGACCAUUGAAGACCUGGAGGAGGGGCAGCGGUACUGUGUUCAGGUGGCCUAUACGGUCCACGGGGACCUCGUGGAACCACGCAGCUGCAUCCAGUGUGAGGUCAUCCCUGCAUCAGAACACGUGAACAGGACGCCGAUGAUCGUGGGGCUGCUCGUCGGCAUCGUGGUCCUCGCCAUCAUCAUUCUUACAUUGGGAUACCUCGGGUUUUUCCAAACUGAGAAAAUCAAACGCUGCCUGGAGCCACAUAAAUAUGAAAUCCCGCCGAAUCUGUUUCGUGGGGAAUUUGAAGUCCGACCAUUUACUCCCAUCGUAGAGCGCUAUGACGACCUCCAGAUCUCUCACGGUAACUACGAGCCCAGAUCAGCACUCAGCCCUCCCGCCGCUGCUUCCUGAACUCUUGGAGAGGCUCCGCCCACUCACAGAGACUCCACUCAGUUUACCAGCAGAGGCGACUGAGUCGCUCACCUGCUCCAGGUGAUCUAACCGUGCACCAUCUGGAUUAUUUACCUGUGAGCACCUGAUCUCAGAACAUUUGUGAACUACUCCCAUGAGGACAGUGGGUGGAGUAAAACCAGGAUGGAGCGCAGCGAGCAGCUUCCUGACACUAAUUUUAACCACUGCGCGCUAACAACCAUCGCAGCAGAGAAGCGGGUCACUCUAGCAUUAACCAAGUAUCGUUUCUGA
Haplochromis burtoni (Burton's mouthbrooder) is the source of this 1323-nucleotide messenger RNA. RefSeq names its product interferon gamma receptor 2-1 (gene ifngr2-1). The coding region runs from base 133 to 1032 and encodes 299 amino acids. The record is from RefSeq and is marked validated. The transcript has 7 exons. Gene Ontology annotation, molecular function: protein binding. NCBI's taxonomy places the organism in Eukaryota, Metazoa, Chordata, Actinopteri, Cichliformes, Cichlidae.